This is a messenger RNA of Nestor notabilis (Kea), 820 nucleotides long. It is a transcript of the gene HDIP1, whose product is annotated as chromosome unknown open reading frame, human C16orf87. The transcript is spliced from 3 exons. Lineage: Eukaryota; Metazoa; Chordata; Aves; Psittaciformes; Psittacidae. The annotation marks the transcript as partial. The record is from RefSeq and is a predicted model, not a curated record.
GUUCCUGUUGCAUGUAAAUCAUGUCCCUGUGGCUACAUAUUUAUUAGUCGAAAACUCUUGCAUGCUAAACGUGCUGAGAGAUCGCCACCCAUCACAGAAAAUAAGAAUGAGGCCAAAAGGAGACGAACAGAGAGAGUUAAGCGAGAGAAGAUAAACUCUGCAGUAAAUAAAGACUUAGAAAACCGAAAAAGAUCCAGGUCUAACAGCCAUUCAGAUCAUAACAGACGAGGAAGAGGAAGACCUAAGAGUGCCUCAUCCAAAAAACACGAAGAAGAAAGAGAGAAACAAGAAAAAGAAGUUGACAUGUAUGCUAACCUUUCAGAUGAAAAGGCCUUUGUAUUUUCAGUGGCCUUGGCGGAAAUAAACAGAAAAAUUAUCAAUCAAAGACUUAUUCUGUAACUUGUAAGCACAAUCUGAUGCAUUUAUAUGCAGAUUGCUAGUGUAUUUGCAAGGUGUCACGGACUCUCUCAGAAAGUGUUUUGUCUGUAACGACAAGGACCAUGGUAUUUCCUUUUAAAAUUCUGCUGCUGUUCUUGGAAAUCUGUCUCUACAAGUCAGAAAGAAAGUGUUCACAAGAAUGUGUUAUGAAAAAUCAUAAAGCAGAUGUUUUACGCCUCGAAGACAAAUGCACAGAGAGACUGCACCCAUUCCAGAGCACUUCUUUUAAAUUUACUGCCAGAAAUGCAAUAUUUUAAAUAUUUUCAGAAAUAAAUGAUUUUCCUUUAAAAUUAUAUAUUUCAGAUUUUUCAGCUAUAUUGCAGUUUAUGUAUGUAUAGUUCACAUAACUUUUUAAUAAAUUGAUACUCCAAUAUUUUAUUGA